Equus caballus (horse) is the source of this 12882-nucleotide messenger RNA. Lineage: Eukaryota; Metazoa; Chordata; Mammalia; Perissodactyla; Equidae. The record is from RefSeq and is a predicted model, not a curated record.
GGCGUUCGCCGGGCUGAAGCGAGUACAUUAACCCCGGGAGGCGGCGGCGGCGAGGGAGCGAGCCUCGAGCGGGCGGGCCCAGCCUGAGGGAAGGGAGGAAGGGGCGGGGAGAGCGCCGGAGGGAGGCCGGUCGGCCGCGGGCGGGCGGGCAGCGCAGCGCCGAGCGGGGCCCGCGGGCCCAUGAGGAGGCCCGGGGACCAUGGGCUCCAGGAUCAAGCAAAAUCCAGAGACCACGUUUGAAGUGUAUGUUGAAGUGGCCUAUCCUAGGACAGGUGGCACUCUUUCAGAUCCUGAGGUGCAGAGGCAAUUCCCGGAGGACUACAGUGACCAGGAAGUUCUACAGACUUUGACCAAGUUUUGUUUCCCCUUCUAUGUGGACAGCCUCACAGUUAGCCAAGUUGGCCAGAACUUCACGUUCGUGCUCACUGACAUUGACAGCAAACAGAGAUUCGGGUUCUGCCGCUUAUCUUCAGGAGCGAAGAGCUGCUUCUGUAUCUUAAGUGGCGUUCUGUUCGAGGGCUGGGAAGCUGGACAGUUGGAAAGAGGUGUGUCUUCUGCACCAGCAGCCAGCCUCCGGGCUGUCUCCUGUAGGAGGAAGCUUCUUUUCUCCUCCUGGUCCUUUUCAAAGAAGACCAGCCUGGUUCAGCCUUCCCGCAAGCAACCUGAGCCCAGGAUUGUGGCUAUCUCCCCUGGUUCGAAGUAUUUUAUAAGCUACUUAACAUCUUGGCAGAUUACACGACAAAAGGACAGGAGAGUCAGUGGAAUGAGCUUCUUGAAACUCUGCAUAAACUUCCUAUCCCUGACCCAGGAGUGUCUGUUCAUCUCAGCGUGCAUUCUUAUUUUACUGUGCCUGAUACCAGAGAACUUCCCAGCAUACCUGAGAAUAAAUCUGACAGAAUAUUUUGUGGCUGUGGAUGUAAACAACAUGUUACAUCUGUACGCCAGUAUGCUCUACGAACGCCGGAUACUCAUCAUUUGCAGCAAACUCAGCACUUUGACUGCCUGCAUCCACGGCUCUGCCGCGAUGCUCUACCCCAUGUUCUGGCAGCACGUGUACAUCCCCGUCCUGCCUCCGCAUCUGCUGGACUACUGCUGCUGUGGCAUAAGAAUGAAAAGAAAAGAAACAAAAGCAGAUGGCAGAGAAAACGAAAGGAGUAAGACAUUUCCAGCCCUUAUGAAUAUUUAAAAACAUGUGCUGCUGGUUCCUUUCUACUUCAGAUCUGUGCCAUUCUCUUGACUUUGAAAGUGAAAAUGAGAAUGUUCCCUACCUUGACUGAUGGCAGCCCCGACCACAGCCAGUGUUGGGAGAGCCUUCCCAUUUCUGGGACAAAAGGAUUAACUUGCUGUUGAGAAUCAGCAUUCCAUUCCAUAAUAAUAAUCACCAUCUAUUGAGUACAGUGUAUGUGUCAAGCUCUUUAUAGACAUUAUUACAAAUCUUCAAAAUCAAUUUGUAUGGUAAAUAUUAUUGGCUCCAUUGUAUAGAUUAAGAAAUUGAAGCUCUGAGAGGUUUAGUGACUUACCUACUAUCACACAGCUAAGAAAUGGUAGAACCUGCACUUGAAAUCCAAGGCCAUUGAUGUGAAAGCUUUCCUUACUAAUAUCCUCCAGAGUGUUAGAGAAUAAGUUGUACCCAUCACCAAGAUUUUGUGAAAAAAUUCCUCAUGGUCACUUCUUGAUGACUUGCUAAUUGUAGACUUAUGUUAUCCUUUAUUAAUUAUUUAUUUAAUGGGCAAAUAUUUAUAGAGCACUUACUAUGUACCAAGCACUAUGCUAAUAAAUGUUGCUAAUAAGUCCCAGUAGAGGCCAUAUGGUAUUUCCCAUGUAAGUUCCUUUUUCUCCAUUACUCCUUCAGAACUAGUCCUAAAUAAGGACCACAAAUCAAUUCCCAAAUUGAAUUGUGUAUUUGGGUUAUUCUGGACACUUGUUAACUUACCUUUGUGAUAAAAUAUUUCCAAAACAGAUCAGGACAAGUUACUGCUUUCCCCCAAAGGACAGUCAGGUCAAGAGCCAAGGUAGUAGCUAACUCCUGAUGCUCUCUGAGGGCAUGGUUUAACCAAUUUGUGCGAUCAAGGUUUGGAUUUUGUAUUUGAAUUUGUAAAAUGCAUUGUAUUUCCUGACAUUUUCAGGUGAUUCUGGAAGCCUUUGUUCCACUCAGAGUAGUCAUGCUCAGAUUCUCUAUGAGACAUGCUAGUUCUAGGCUCUUUAUCUGUGCUGCAUGUAGAGUUCCGAAUUAACCCCUAUAUGCUGCGUCAUGUAUUCCCUUUAGGAUUUUUAACAAACAGUCUGAAAUAUGCCUGAUCACAGGGUACAUAGUCCAUGUGGGUGAGGGGGCAUCAGUUUGGACACUGUGAAGUGGCAUCUAGAUGAUCAGAGCUGGGUCCAUUCUAAUCUUUGUCUUCAUUGAUGCCAUGAAAUUUUGCAUAGGGAAUAAAUUGAUGCUAAAGGAAGUGGAAUUGUUGAUAUUCUUGGUGGCAGAGAGAGAAAUCAAUGAAGUGUGGUGUGACGGAAACAGAAAAACCUGGCUGUGAUUCUAGUUUACUAGCUUUGAGGUCACUGAUCCUUGCUGAGCCUGCUUUCUCUUGUGUUGAACGUGAAUAGUAAUUGCUACUAAUACACAGAAGUGUCCCAUAGCUAUUUUUGUUAUUAUUUAUGUAUUUAUAGUCAAUAUAUAUUAAUGUGUGUGUGUGCGUGUGUAUAAAUGACCCAACAAUCCAGUUGAAAUUCACAACAUCCAGGUGGGAUGGAAGUGGAUUAGGUAGACAGGUGUGACUAAAAUUCUCUUAUGGAUACAUCGAACUCUGGACUAUGCAGGUUUUGUUAAAGAUUGAAUUCCAACAAGUGAGCAAAACCUGUGUCUUUCUAUUUUGCAGCAAGUAUUUAUGAGUGCCUACUAUGACCCUGGCUUUGGGCAUAGGAAGGUAGGAGCUUAUAGAUGGUUCUGGAUAUGAGAAAACACUACUUCAUAAAGAACUCAGGUGUCCAGGCAAGUGUGAGGGAAUGGAGAUUUUUUUUUUUUUUUUUAAGAUGAGAAGCAGGAAGGGAUCAAGACAGGCCCGUUGCUCAGGAGGUGGAACCACUGCAAACAGGAGCUCAUCUAGGAGACAUAGGAGAGGAUAAGGACCAGGAUUUCAGUUUCAGACAGAAGAAGAAGGGAAGUUGGGCCUGUGGUGGGCCUGAUGGUUAGGAAGUGCACAAUGCAUGUUGGUUGAACAAAGGGAAAUUAUAGAUGGCUAGGUAAACCCCUUAGUAAUAUUCAGCGAAACUUGACCCUGAGGUUUGAACAGGGAAGCUGAGUAGUAGAAAAGAAUUCAGGCUUGGAAGUCAAAGUUCUGGGUCCAAAUCCUGCCUUUGGUCCUACUGAAUAUAUGUCUUUGGGUGAGGCACGUAACCUCUCUGAGCCUCAGUUUCCUCAUGCACAAGCUUAUAGCUCAAAAUGUUGUCCGUAAAGAGCCUGGCAUCAAGUAAGCACCUAAAAGGAAGUUGUUAGUGAUGGUGGUCACUGAGCCCUGCACUGAGAUGCACCUUCAUUUCCUUCAGCAGCACUCAAAACUGAAAAUUCCAAGAGCCUUUGGAGGAAGCUUUCUACAAUUUCCUGGUGGGAAAUGGGAGAGAGAAGAGGCUGGGCUCUUUGCAUUAUUUAUGCUAUAGAUUCUGUAGGAAUCUAUGUCUAUCUAUACUAUAGGUUCUAUAGAAAAACUGUCUUUUCCAGUUCCCAUUUGAUUUUUUUAAUUGAAAUGUAAUUCAUAUACCAUAAAACUCACCCUUUUGAAAGUAUACAAUUCAGUGGUUUUUGGUAUAUUCAUAGGGUUGUGCAACCACCACUGUUAUCUAAUUCCAGAUCCAUUAGAUUUUUAAUAUAUUCUUUAUUGUUGUUAGUAAGGUAAUCAUCUUUAUUAUAUAAAAAAAAACUUAACCGUGUGAAAGUAUAUACACCAAAAAGCAAAUGUUCUACAAAAAUGAGUAGUUUAUACAAAUGGUUGGCAUCAGACCCUUAACCUUGUCCAUCUGAGAAGCCUCUGAUGACACAGAUGCUAGGAGUACAGUGGGACAGCUGUCAGCUAGCCUCAGCACCAACAUUCCCACGAUGGUACUGAGACUUGCAGGAUCCCUUUGCCGUGGGAAUGGUAACCACCCUUCCCUGGUUGGGGAUGCUGGUUGUCAGCUCACCCACCAACCUUUGGGGAACCUUUCUGACUGCAGCCUACCCAUCCUGUGGCCCUCCACCUCCUCUGCUGCUGCAUCUGUACCUGAGUGUCUGGACCUGCCCUGCCUGUCCCUCCUUCCCAGUCCCCCUCCUGCUGCCUGACAUGGUAAGGGGUAACAGCCUGCUUCCCUUGCUCUAGUUUCUGACCUACCUCUGUGGGACAUAGCUGGCUCUGACCCUUGCUUAUAUGACCCAGCCUUGGACUGCUUUUCCAUUUCUUGUGACGCAUUCUGUAUGUAAUUCCUAAUUCCUCCUUGACUUGGACCCUGUCUUGAACCCAACACUUAGAAAACUCUGGAACUUCUAAGGCACAGUGUAGUGGUCUCUGCAACAAAGACAUUUUAGAUAUGUUCCUGGUCACCAGUAGAGCAGGAGCCACAGACUGUGAAAUGCCAUUUUCGCAGAAGCUUCAGCAUUGGAAGAAGUUACUUCAUGGCAGGGCUUUUGGGAUAAGUGUCCCUGCCUCUCUCUGUUAUUGGCCCAAGUGAGAAUACAUGAAGCACCAGCACAGUGCUAGGUUCAGAAUAAUCUCUCAACAAAUGUGGGUUUGUCUUCCUCUAGAACAUCUGAAGGUAAUUGCAUGCUAUGCAUCUUGACAUGUGAAGUAUCUUAGUCCUGAAAGACAAAAAGAGAAAAUCUUUUCCUCUUAUUACCAGUGGCAUUUUCAACUUUUACACUCUUUUUUUAGGGGGUAGGGGGUUACUUUCUCUUCAUUUAUUUAUCCAUAAGCCUCUUUCUCUUCUCAUUUUUUGUACCUCAUUCAUUCCUGCAUUUCUCCGAGGAUCUCAUGGGCUGCUGGUGGCUCACAGCCUGAGACUUCCGUUUUUCAGCUGGCUCUGGCUGUUAUGGUUCUCAGUGAAUUCUCUAGGGCAAUGGAGAGCCCUGUCUCCUGACCUUUCCUCUGUGAUUAACUUCUCCUGCUGCAGUGGUCUCAGCCGUGGAGCCCUUCCUGAUGUUUUCCAAGUCUGUCUCCUUCCGGUAGACCGAGGAGGCACAAAAGGGCGGACUACUACAGGCUUUGAUGUUGACCUUUCCAGAUUUUCAUCCAGGCUUUAUCUUUGUAACUCAUGUGUUCAUUUCAGUUGGGUUCGGUGGCUUGGAGCUCUAGAAGGCCUCUCCCCCAACCCCCAGGUUACCCCAGGAAGCCACAGGGCCACACUCAGAAGGGCAUUGUCCUCCCUCUCCCCCUUUCACCCAUGAGUGCCAGUGAUGUACAUGUGUCUCGUAUUAGCAAACCAUCUCCGGUGCCCAGCACUGCACACGCCGAGCUCCUCCACUGUUGUAAGCCCUGUGUUCUGGCUGCCGAACCUGCAGAUGGAAACUAGCCAGUCUCUGCCUCCUCUCCCUGUCUAGAAUUGCUCCUGUCCUCCAUGGGUCCUCAUCCUCUGCUAUUGCUCAUAAAUCAAGGAGGGCCAGUUGAAAACUAAGCAAGAAGUUGAGUACCUUUUCUCCUAAGACAAUCUUGAUUAACUCCUGGCAUUCAUACCCCUUCUACUUUUCAAGCCAUAUUUUCUGCCUCUCGCCAGCUGUGACCUUUGUUGAGUCACUUAACCUCUUUGAGCCGUAGGUUCCUCUGUAAAUUAUGGAGAUCAGCCUUUCAAGACUGCUGCGAGGAUGAAAUGAGGUCACCGUAGGUCCGCCCCAUAGCACCCUGUAAGUCUCCUCGCAGCCGUCUACCCAUAUACAGUAAUAUGCUUAUUUAAGGUCUGCUCUUAACUGUAAGCUCCAAAUACGAAGGGACCAGAACUGUUUUUUCUCUCCUCUCCACUCCAGCCAAUGUGGUACCAGACACAUAGUAAUAUCUGUUGAUUGAUCAGCAUAUGGAAAACACUGAUCACAUAGUGAGUGUACCAUAAGAUGUUAUCUUUCUCUUUUUCUCUUGGUUGCUUUUUCAAAAUUCAAGCUCCUGAAUGACUCUAAUUUUUCUCUGUGGACACCAUGAAUCAUGUUUUGAGCCUGUUUCCCUCUUGGGCUUGGCAGCUGGAGUGCUCAGAGUCAAAUUUGUGGCCAUCCCAGCAGGUGUGCAAAACCUCACAGCACCCAACUGAAGUGCUGAGCUCACCCCUGCUUGUGAUUUGUCCCUUUGCCCCUAUUUAUUUUCCUGCUUUUAUUGCUGUAUUGAACAUAUUCAUAUAAACAGCUUUAAAUCCUGUUUAAAACAAAAAAGAGUAUCCAUUAAUGCAUUUAAGCUAGUAAGGCAAAUGUAGUUUUAUUCUGGCUAUGAAGUGUUCACUUGCUGUUUUAUUUUUCAGCUAUAAUUAUCAAAUAACCAUUUCUUCUUUAGUGUAACAUAAUGGCUAAGAGAAGUUACUGUUAGGCAAGAGUACUAUGGGACUUUGAAGUGGAAGGAGUUGGGCUGGAAUCACCAUUAAUCACUGUGGCCGUGGGCAAGUUUCCGAGAAUCUCUUUUUUAAUCUGUAAAAUGGGUGGUGUAGAUUGGAUUAUUUGAGGAUUAAAUGAGAUUGGGUCACUGAAGCCUCCUGCACAGCCCUUGGUAUUUGGUGAGUGCUCAGUACGUAGCAGCUCCACUGUCUUUAUUCUUUCUGCUCUGCGUUAGCAAACCAUCAUGGACUCUGUGAAACAGAGUUCGGCUCUCCUGUGACUGAGAGUCAAGAAUAACCAUACAAAUUAGCAUGUGCUUUAUGCCAAAUGGGCAACCCACACAAAAGCCUCUAAAAGGGAGAUGAGCAACCACUGGGGUGAUCUGAGUGAUGGUGCUUGACGGGCAGAGCAGGUUCAGAACAUGGCCAGGCCUGGGACUGGCACAGCUGCUGGCCGGCCCUCAGGGUGCAGGUCCUAGAAAACUUCCUAACCUCCUUCCACUCCUCCUUCCACCAUCCUUGCAAAUGCUGGAUUCCUGGGAAACAAUAAGCUUGUUUUAUCUUAGCAUAACAGACUUGGGUUCUAGUCUCAGUUCUGCCAUUUACUAGCUGCGUGACCUGAAUGAGUUGUUUAGCUUCCCAACCUUUGUUUCUUCACCUACAAAAUGAUGGUAAAUAAUAAUACCUACCUCAGUGUUGUCGUGAGAAUCCAAGAGAAAACUCCCUGUCGAGCCCUUAGCCUGGUGCUGGCUCACAGCAAAAGUGCAGUGAAGGCUGACUGCUCUCAUUGGCUCCCUGUGCAGCACUGGCCAUUAGAUUAGCCUGUAGACCAUCUAUCUGGUCACUCUCAGUAAGACUCAAACUAUGAGUAUUUGUGUUCUCCAACAAGAUGCGUCGUAUGAUUUUCAUUUAUGUUCUUUCUCCCAUUCUUUUGUCCUUUAACCUCUCUAACAAUGUCAGGCCUCAUUAUUUCAGAGCAGAAUUUAAAACUCUAAGACAAGCAGUGUUUAUGCUUUUGUUUCUUUUCAGAAAAGAAAAAAAAAUGCAAUAGCAAAUGAAUAAGACCUCUUUCAGAGUUUUCUUUUCCUUUAAAAAUGGCAAACUGAGGAAAGGCUUGUGAGAUCCCCUUUGCCUAUCAGGGUAUUUGGUUAGGAAGGUAACGCCUUUGGUGUGCCUCUAAGAGGUGAGGUGGAUACUGUGAUGUGUAAAUUGUAAUGCUGACUAUGCAUUUAUAUGGGGAAAAAAAAAGAAAAACAGUGGACCUUCCAAAUCCCUGGGCUGCUCUAAUCUAAUUCCUUCUAGAGAUCUAAGAGGUGUUACUUACCUGGGGGUGGGAACCUUUCUACUCCCACCCACUGCUCUCCUCUUCUCCCCUCCCCCUUUGUCUUGGGAAGCUGUAUUUUGUAUAUUUGAGCAGCCAGUGUCCCUUUAUUUCACCUGACUCUUUUCCAGUUAGUAACCACUUACCUCAGGGGAACAUAAUUAAGAGGGUUCUAGUUAUCUGGGGGAAAGGAAUUAAACAAAUUGUGAAAGUGCAAUAAUAAUGAACAUGGACUACAGGGCCAUUAAUAAGUCUGCAGUAUCCAUAUUCAUUGCUAGGAAUGAGCUCUCGCUGCAGGACAUACCUGUAAGAGAAGCGCUCUGCAUCACAGGCCCAGAAUUUGUAAGAGGAUUGGGUGGAUAGACUCCUUGGCAUACCAGCACUCCUUUCCUCUGGGCUGAAGUACUGGGUAUGUGCUAUGGGACAGCAUGGACACAUACCUUUCAGGUAAAGGUCAUUAUAUUGUCAGUUCCCUGACACAAGCAGCAGAACCCCUUUCCUUUGCAGGAGAGCAGGAAGAAAGAAUAGCUUUUAUUCUUCCAGGAUGUAAUUGACGAAGUCAGCGCAAUAAUUCCCCAAGAACAAAGGCCCGGUACAGAUAUAUCCUGUUCUGCUAUUCAGAGAUGUACAAUGGCAUCCCACAAUCGCUGUCAGCCAUAGGGCAGUUGUGACACAGUUGUCAUGGCCUGCCUACACAUGGACUUGGUCAUAGCUGUUAAUUUUCUCACCGCUUUAAUUUAAUUAUGUGUGUUGUUGGUUCUGCCUAUGUAGUGUCUGAUUGCCGUUUAAAAUGUCUUCAAAAUUGCACUCAGAUUCAACGUUGAAACGUGAAAUCACUGUGAAUACUGAAAGGGACCAGAGCAGAGAAGCAUGGUGUUCAUCUGCUGUUAGUGAAACAGGUGUUUGCAUUCAUAUUUUCUUGAAAAGCAACAAACAAGUUCUUUUAGGACCUUAUAAAGGAAGAUAGGAUCUGGUAGAUGAAGUUUCAUUACGUUUUGUUACUAGGAAACCCUUGAUGUCAGGACACCUUGACAUUGAUGACUCUGAAUCAGAAAAUGAUUCAGAUGAGUCAGACUCUGAGUGUGAAGAAGCUUUUUAGGAAUAGUGUAACCACUUAAUUUUGCUGUAUUUUUCUUUUAAUAUAUGCCCAAGACUGAUAAGUGGUUUUUAAAAUGUGUCAUUCUAAAUGAUAAGAAAGUAAUGAAUCAUAGUUUUCUUGGUAGUUUUUAUAUUGUUGGUGGUAUGUAAACUCGAGAGUAAAGAUUGCCUUCUGAAGAAAGUGAUAGGCAAUCCUGCUGAACUCAGUACGUAGGCAGGUGACAGGAUAGUGUGCGUGGAUUCGGAGACCCAUGUGUAGAGAUGAUGGACAUCAAGCACUUCACACUCCUCAUGGGGUCUCGACCAUCCUCCUCAAGGGUUUACCAGAUAUCCAUCAGAACCAGGGAAGGAACAAGAAACCAUUCUUUGGGCGAUAAGAGAAUGAUCCAGAGGUGCCAGCCAUGCCAAGGGCUUGAAGAGAACCCAUUUAGACAUGAUGACAGUCACUUACCGAGCCUCCCAUGUGCUGCUCCUGUGCUAGGCGCUUCAUAGGUUAUCUCUAAUCCUCGCAACAAUCCUGGAAAAUUUCUACUGGGGCAGUUACUGCCCUUUUAGAAAAUACUUUACCAAGAUAUAACCAAAGAUUUAAAAAGUCAGUCCUGCCCUUUGACUUAGUAUUUCCAUGUUUGGGAAUUCAUGCACAUAAAGUUGUUUAUUUUCAUUAUAAUGUUACUCAUACUGAAAAGUUAAAAGUGACUUAAUGUCUAACUCUAGGAAUAGGGUUCAGUAAAUUAUGCUGCCUCCAUACUUGGUGGAAUAUUACGUAGUCUUUAAAAUAAUAAUCACAAAGAUUGUGUAUAAUAUGGGAAAUGUUAAUGUAGCCAGUGAGAAAACAGUAAAAUAUAUGCACUCUAUAAUUUCAAAGAUAUAAAAAUGUUUUUUAAUGUGGGCCACUAUUAGAAGAAUAAUACAAAAGUAAAAGUACUUGUGUUAAGAUGACGUGAUCAUGGGUGAGUGUUUUUCCCCCUAAAAUUUCUCUUUACAAUAAAAAGCCAAAGAAAAGAGGUUUCCACAGAAAAUGAGUCAGUAGCUACAAUAACUAUUGAGGUAUAUUGAGAAUAGAAAUUGUUUUCAGAACACACCUAGAAUUACCCAGUUAGGUAUUUGCUACAUUGAGAUGUUAAAGAGACUCUGGGUUUCUUUUUUUUCCCUCUUCCCACUUGAAUUUGUAAUUAGUAUAUUUGCAGAGCAAAAAUACAGUAGAUUCAGGGAAGUAUUUGAGGCUUUGUAAGCAAAUGAUGACAAUGUAAAAGGUAUUUGUCCAAAUUUGCAUUCAUACAAAACAUGGAGCUGCUGUGAUUUCAGAAUAAAUGUGUUUUAAAUAUUUUCUAAAUACAGAGCUGUUGCAGCCCUAACAAUACUUGGCUAAGAAACUUCAUUUCUAUGAUAGGCCAUGAUUACUCUUUGAAAAAUUAUUGGGCUUAAAUACUGCCUACCUGGCAAUAACUGAAGAGUGUGUCCCGCUUUGUCCCUUCUUGCAUCUGCAGUCACUUCUGUAACACUCCUUUUUCCUCUCUUCCAAGGUAUCACUGAUUUUUAUUGCAGAACAAAAGGGCAUGGCAUUAAAACCUACAUAUUCAAAAUUCUACAAAAUAUUUCUUUUUCUGGUAAGAGCCUAUGUUAAAUUAUACAGAGGCUUUUGCUGUGGGUAUUUAUUUUCACCUGUUUCUCACAGUUGUUUGAAUGUCUUUUUCUGUACAUUAAUUGAUUUGUUGGAACUUCAGUUCUGAAAUUUGAAUUAAAACUCAAGGUCAUUGGUCAAUUACAUGAUUGAAUGUAGGAGCUGGAAAAGUUGAUAAGAUUUGGCUAAAUAUCAUGGAUUUGAAUUUUUCUCCCUUCUAUGUGUUAGGCUCUACUUCUGGACACAUUAAUAAGUGGCCAUUUUUCUGGAAUUUUGCACUCUUCCUGCUUCCUUUCAUUGCAUUAGGCUAGGUUCCACUAGAUGAGACAUUUGCAGUCAGAAGACUUCCUGCCAGGGUUCAGACUUUGUAUUUUUGACAUUGAAGCUGUCGUGUUCCUGAAGCUACUUAAUUAGAAACACAUUCAUUUCAGUGUAUACUGGAAAAAGCUUGGACAGCAGAGCCAGGCACACUGGGAAGUUUGAGCAUUUGUGUAGCUGGCAGCUAAACUAAUGGUUUACAGUUUAAGGGGAAAAAAUAUCAUAGGGCAUUUCCUUGCCCUAAGAAGCAAAGAAAAGUUGAAUGUGCACAGCAGAUACCUUUUUUUAAAAAGGAGAGAAGAAGAAGAAAGAAAAGACAACUCCACUUUCACUGCAGUUGUGUGUAUAAUUCUUUCUUGGCUAUUAUCAAAUACAAAAGUCUUCCACAAGAAUAGUUCCCAAACUGUGCUGCUAAUAUUCAAGUCUGUUUUACAGGCUCCCAAGAUAUAGUACUGCUGAGAUUUGUAGUAAAAAGGACAUUUCAUAUUCUGGGGAAGGAUUUUUGCCUGAAGAAUUUUAUUUGUUGAAUGGUAAUGAGGGAAUUGUGCCCUUUCUUAUUUUUAAAUGUUUGAGCAAUUUUAAAAUCCACAUCUGAUGUUUAAAAACCUUCCUUGCCUAUCCAUUGCUUUCAGGAUAAAGCCUAAACUCCUUUGUUUGCAAACAAACCUUUCCUUUCUCUUUUCUUCCCACUCCUUGUUUCCCCAUCCCUGUCCCCAAGAAAGCCAUCCUUGUAGGUCCACUUCCACUCCCCCUUGCUGCCCCAGAGGAAAGGGUACCUGGUCAUCUCAGUCUGAGCCAGGUGUCUUUUCUCUAGGCUCAUGAAAUUCCCUCUGCACCUUUCAGAGGAAGGUAUCACAUACUGGAGAGACAUAGAGAAAACUUGCCAGUUGCUCUUUUCCUCCCUAUUCCUUGACCUCCCUCCUCUACCCCCAAGAAAAAUGUAGUAUGGGAGGUAGGCCCCAAGGUUUUAGGUUUGGUCUUACAGGCUUUAGGUACGGUAUUAUUGUACUGACACUCUGGAAGUCAGUGUGGCACAGAGGAAGAAUCUUUGGAGUCAAAUCCUAGGUUUGCUACUUACUUGGUUUUGUGGCAUUGGAUAAGUGAUUGAAGCCCUCUAGGCCUGUUUCCUCCUUGGUAAAAUGGGGUAAACACCUACCUUGCAUGGUGGUUGUGUGGAUUAGGAAGGGUGAAUUUGACGUUCCUCGUAUAAUGCCUAGCACAUUUAUCACUGGUAAGUAGCAUCAUAAGUGAUGAUGCGUGUUUGCACGUAUACACAUGCACACAGACUCCUGAAACCAAAGGAGAUCAAUCCACAAUGCCCAGGUUUUAAAACCUUUGGAAUUGGGUUCUCAUCUCCUGCUGAGUUGCUAGCUUAGGAACUGAAUGCUCUGUGAGUGAAGCAGUUGGAAGGGGCUUUAUGAGUUGUAGUGUCAUCUGGUGGUAUGUGUGCACCUGGGGAGGAGAUGCUUGCUGGCAGCUCUCCAUGUACUUUGUCCAAUCAGAAUGGACAGUUUGAUCACAUGUCUUUGGUGGCAGAAGGAAACAGCAAAUAAAAAAUCAUUCUUCUUUGACACACGUUUUGCCCUCCAUUCAACCUUGUUAACUGUGUCUUCUGUUGUAAUCAUGGCAAUAAUAGUUCCCAUUUGUACCUGGAACUGCACUAGUUUCUCAAUGUAUAUUUUCUCUCAUUCUGAUAGCAACCUGCCAGUUCUCUUCCCAGAUCCCAUUUUAAAGAUAAGGCAACUGAGGCUGUGCAGUUGCAUAGCUGCUAUUUAGGGACUAACGCCUAAACUGAUGCUCUUCCUGUGCUGCCUGCAUUUUGAAAUUCUUCUGAAAUUUCUAGGCUUGGGAACAAAAUGUCAUAUUAGGAUUUUUGUUGUGAAAGAAAAUGUAACUGUGCAUACGUUUAUUAAAACAGUUUUUCUCCAAAUAGUGAACCAUCUGUAAUUUUCUGCCGGAAGCAACAGACAUUAAAGCAGCUGUGUGUCUCUGUUUCUCU